GUUUCGUCACAUCAAAAUUGCGUUGCGAUAAGACGAUAACGAACGAUCGUUAGGAGAGGGGUGGCAACUUGAAACAACUCACACGGUAUUCCCCCUGGGCAUUGUUACAGAAUCUAAUUAAGCCUCCUUUCUAUUGAUCUUACAAAUACCAGAUAGUACUUCCUUAGCUUCCGUUCCGUUGUUCCUCAGACAUUUCUUACUACGAAAGCAUAAGAAUUCUGGAACGGAAGACUAUGGUUUUUGAUUUGCCAACAUGGGAAAACCUCGUAUGAUCAUCUUGAUUAGACAUGCUCAAUCAGAGGGAAACAAAAACCGUGAUAUUCAUCAAACUAUACCCGAUCACAGAGUAAAGCUCACCCCCGAAGGCUGGACACAAGCUCAUGAAGCUGGUUUGCAACUGCGAAACCUCUUACGUCCAGAUGACACCCUGCACUUCUUCACUUCCCCCUAUCGAAGGACCCGCGAAACUACAGAGGGCAUUUUGUCUACCCUGACUUCCGAUUCGCCGAGCCCUUCUCCGUUUCCAAGGCACUCUAUAAAAGUAUAUGAAGAGCCCCGCCUUCGUGAGCAGGACUUUGGUAACUUUCAGCCUUGUAGUGCGGAAAUGGAGAGAAUGUGGCAAGAGAGAGCAGAUUAUGGGCACUUUUUCUAUCGGAUCCCAAAUGGAGAGAGUGCGGCGGAUGCAUAUGAUAGGGUGAGUGGUUUUAAUGAGAGUCUAUGGAGACAAUUUGGGGAUGACGAUUUCGCAAGCGUUUGUGUUCUAGUGACUCACGGACUCAUGUCUCGUGUUUUUCUGAUGAAAUGGUAUCAUUUUUCCGUUGAGUACUUUGAAGAUCUUCGAAAUGUCAAUCACUGCGAGUUCCUUAUUAUGCGCAAAUCGAAUGAUUCCGGGAAGUACAUAUUAGAAAAUCAACUACGCACAUGGUCUCAACUGAAGCAAGAGCGUCUAGCGAUUGCCGCCGCAACUAAAACACUUUCUUCAACACCCGAAAAUGGGCAAACUUCUGGAAAGGACAAAGAGAAGGAGAGUAGACUACUAGGAGCCGGUCGCUCACCUGCGGGUUCUUCUAGCCCAAUACCAACACAUAAAAGAUGGGGUGGCUGCCCAAAUGGCUGCGACCAUGGGAAGCAUUACUACAAAAAGGAAAACUCCAUGCAUGCCAUGCAACUAAACGGUCGUCCAAUCGCAUUGGCAUCCGCUUCAUCCACGCACAUAGAGACAAUCGCAGCCCGUCGACCCGCAGCCCGUCGCUGGCAAUCUUCCUCCGACGAAGACGAGGACGAUCCAAGAGGGAAAUCGGGGCCACCUGAAUUAGAUGUUCAAAAGAGUCUCGAAGAAACCGUUAGCAGUCCCGAUGGAACACCAAGCUUCAUUAGCAUAGAAGAUCGACUAGGUAGUCGCAUUCGAAGUCCUAAUGAUCUACUUGGCAUACGCCAUGCGGGAAGAGAUGGAGGUGGGAGCGCUAGUGGUGCUAAUAGCGAUGCCGAAUUUAGCGCAGAAGAAGAUGUUAGAAAGAGAUUAGCAAAAGGGCGAAACCGGAAUAACGGGUUGGGAAUCUCAGUGUUAUCGCAGAAAUUAACGAGAGAAGAAUCCGAUGGGAUGGGAAAGGGAGUCAAGGCUGAUGCUUUGGGAGAUCAAAGUGAUGAUGGGGAUGACGAUGCUGGAGGACAGAGUGAUGAGGGUGUAUCCGGGGGAGCGUCUACUAAGUCUAAAUUGUGAAAAGAAAAAAAUGACAGGGAUAGGAAAGAUAAUCAUAACUUUGGGGUUUUGGAUAUCGGACGAGAAGGCAUACAUGAUAAGCGUAAAAGUUCACGGUAAUCCUACAUAUCGAAUGAACGAAUGAACGAAUGAAAAAGACGAGACGGUUACAAUUCACGUACAUCUUGGACCUAAUAAGAUGAAAACGAGGAAAUGAUUGGAUUUAAGCACCAAUACCACUACCACUCAUUUUGACCCUCGCUCUCAUCUCCGUGUCCAUGCAUCGACCAGAUUAUCUGUACGCCCACCCAAAUAUCAUUUCCCCUGUCGCCUUCCCUACUCUCUAGAACUAAUCAUCCUCAUAAUACAGUUCACUAAGUCGUCCAGAGGACGGUCUCCAAAUCAUAAUAUACAAGUAUUUGAUCGCGCGCCCUUUUCCUCAAACGUGAAUAAAUAUAUACUA
Messenger RNA from Botrytis cinerea B05.10, 2162 nucleotides. It is a transcript of the gene Bcdet1, whose product is annotated as Bcdet1. The transcript is spliced from 4 exons. The coding region runs from base 254 to 1720 and encodes 488 amino acids. The record is from RefSeq and is a predicted model, not a curated record. Lineage: Eukaryota; Fungi; Ascomycota; Leotiomycetes; Helotiales; Sclerotiniaceae. Gene Ontology annotation, molecular function: phosphatase activity.